GCCUGCGCAGAGGCCGCUGCCGGCGGCGCUGCCUGGUAAUGGCGCACCGCGCGGGCGGGCGGGCGCUCUGCCUGCUGCGCGGCCGCCUGCGCCUCCCCGGGCCGGCCCGCCUCGGCUCCUCCGGCGCCGCGGUGCAGAGGGCGCCGCAGGCAGCCGGCGCCGAGGAGGCGGGAGAAGAUGCUGGAAUCAGUGCCAGAAAGAAGACAUUCACAGAGGUCCAAACAGAACGAUUGGAGCAAGCAGAACAGACGGUUUUAAUUAAGUGCCCGCCAAAAAUUAAUGAAAAAAAAUUAUUGCAAUAUUUAUCCAGUCAUGGAAACAUUAAGAGUCAUUUCUUUUUUGAAAAUCAUGGUAUCCAUGCUUUAGUAGAAUUUUCGGAAAAGAACAGUAUAGCCUCACUGCAGGAUGCUAUUGGAAUCCCAAGUACUGCAGAGCAUUAUGUUGUCCCAUUUAAAUCUAGACUUUUUACUUUCAAGUUGAAAAACCCAGUGAGUCAAGCUGCUGAAGAGACACCUGUUCAUCUCUCUCCUCAGUCUCACAUUCCAGUGAACGAGCUUAUUCAAAAGCUUUGUUGUGCAGACAGUAUAAGCACUCAGAUGUACAUUCUACUGAAUGAGUAUCAGCUUACAGAAGAAAAUAUCAAGCUCCGAUUUCUGGCCUGUUCUCUGGUUCGGGAUUUUGCACGUGCGUUUUUUCCAGACAGCACAGUAAAGCCAUUUGGCUCUUCAGUCAACACCUUUGGCAAAUUGGGAUGUGAUGUGGACAUGUUUCUGGACUUCCAUGAUAUACAAAAGCACGCUACAAUGAUGAAAAAAGGUCCCUUUGAAAUGGAGUAUCAGAUGAAAAGAUUACCAUCUGAAAGAUUAGCAACUCAGAAAAUUCUUUCUGUGAUUGGUGAUUGCCUUGAUAAUUUUGGUCCUGGGUGUUCGAGUGUACAGAAGAUACUGCAUGCUCGCUGCCCGCUGGUGAAAUUUUCCCAUCAACCAACAGGAUUCCAGUGUGAUCUGUCAGUGAGCAACAGCAUUGCUAUAAGAAGUUCAGAACUCUUGUAUAUCUAUGGCUGUCUGGAUUCCCGUGUGAGAGCACUGGUGUUCAGCGUACGAUGUUGGGCCCGUGUUCAUGGACUGACAAAUAGUGUUCCUGGUACCUGGAUUACAAACUUCUCUCUGACCAUGAUGGUCAUGUUUUUUCUGCAAAAGAGAUCUCCACCUAUCAUUCCAACACUAAACCAACUUAAAGAAUUGGCAGGUGAAAAAGACAAGCAUGUAAUUGGAGGAUAUGAUUGCUCAUUUGUUAGUGAUUUAAGCAAGAUUAAACCUACAAAAAAUACAGAAACACUUGAUGUAUUAUUGGGUGACUUUUUUGAGUAUUUUGGAAACUUUGAUUUUAGAAAGAAUUCCAUAAAUCUUCGAAAGGGAAAGGAAGUAAAUAAACCUGAGUCGUCUCCUCUUUAUAUCUGGAAUCCCUUUGAACAAGACCUUAAUAUCAGCAAGAAUGUUAAUCAGCCGCAGCUGGAGAAAUUUGUAGCUAUGGCCAGAGAAAGUGCCUGGAUUUUACAGAAGGAAGAUAAAACUCAGCGAAAGAUCAAUAAAGAGCCUUGGGGACUGGCAGCCAUACUGAUACCAUUUGGAAAAAGUAAUCCCAGCAAGAUGAAAAAUAGGAUGAAAGGAAUAGGAAGUGAAACAAUCAGAAGCCUCUUGGACUCUUUAAAGUUAAAUACUGCAAACACUGUACAGAAAGCAGCAGGAAAGUGACUUUCAGCAAAGAAACACGGUAGCUGAUACUCUGUUUUAGGAAUUGAAUGUGACAGUCUGAAGAACAUUACUUCUGGUAUUUCUGUUGUGGCGAAACAAGAGUCAAAUGACCUCUGUUUUCCAUCGUUAUGCUUUUUGUACAGGUCUGCUUUCUUUCUGUACAUUUUUUUCCUCCUUACUCUUCACUUUUUUCCAUCUGUUGUAUGAAUGAAGAGCAUUCAAAUUCAAGUUUUACAAUACAUUUUGGAAGUACCCUUCAGUUGGGCAUGGUUUUAAAAAAGAAGUCUUGACAGGAGAGGCAUGGGAAAAAAUUGCCUUUGGGAAUUCUGUUGGCUAACAUACAAAUGAUAUGCUAGGCAAAAGUUCAAGAAGCAACCACCUUUCAGUGAAACCACAGUUUGAAAGAAGAUGAAUGUAUUAAAACUAUUGCUUCCAAUCCAGUUGUGUUCUGGAAGUCAGUAAAACCAAAGCACAUGUAUAUUUUUUUGCAGUUGUUUUCCAUACACAUAGAUAGUGCCGAGACAAAAUAAAGAUAAUGGAAUUAGA
Falco peregrinus (peregrine falcon) is the source of this 2300-nucleotide messenger RNA. RefSeq names its product mitochondrial poly(A) polymerase (gene MTPAP). Lineage: Eukaryota; Metazoa; Chordata; Aves; Falconiformes; Falconidae. Gene Ontology annotation, cellular component: mitochondrion. The record is from RefSeq and is a predicted model, not a curated record. Bases 39 to 1754 code for a protein of 571 amino acids. Gene Ontology annotation, molecular function: poly(A) RNA polymerase activity. The transcript is spliced from 9 exons.